Batrachochytrium dendrobatidis JAM81 is the source of this 1975-nucleotide messenger RNA. Its product is annotated as ESCRT-II subunit protein VPS36. The transcript is spliced from 9 exons. Gene Ontology annotation, cellular component: ESCRT II complex; late endosome membrane. Gene Ontology annotation, molecular function: ubiquitin binding; phosphatidylinositol-3-phosphate binding. Gene Ontology annotation, biological process: protein transport to vacuole involved in ubiquitin-dependent protein catabolic process via the multivesicular body sorting pathway. The record is from RefSeq and is a predicted model, not a curated record. Lineage: Eukaryota; Fungi; Chytridiomycota; Chytridiomycetes; Rhizophydiales. The coding region runs from base 82 to 1779 and encodes 565 amino acids.
AUCAGGUGAUUAUCCACCUGACAUAUUUUACUAUUUGAGCAGAUUAAUACACUUUUGGCAUCCAAGAAAUAUUCCUUAUUUAUGGAAUGCUUAGAACCUCUCGACCUGUCUGUUGCGCAGCGUCCGGUUUUAUUAAAAAACGAGACUAUUUUUAUAACUACAAAAGAUGUUUGUCUCUACUUUGGCAAUCAACGUCUAAUAGAAUUUAACUCGGGGCUAGUUUAUGUUACCUCGCAUCGCAUUAUGUGGGUGAACGAGACCAGGCAUCAUGCAGUUCAACUGCAUCUGGCACACAUCAGGCAGAUCGAUUAUUCAAAUGGCUUUUUACGAUCCUCGCCAAAAAUCAUACUGGAUCUACUUCCUUCUGAAAUCUCAGCAUUACAUUCCACCAGCCCCACUUUCAUCUCCUUUUCAAAAAGCACUCAAGAUUUAGUGUAUAAUCCGAGUCAAUCUACUGAAUCAAUUCUACCAGAAUGGAAGUGUGAAGUCUGUGAUGAGAUGAAUGGUGCCAAUGCUGCCAAAUGCGCCAUGUGUGGUGUGCCCAAUACCAACUCUCCUAUACCAAAUAGCCAAGCGGUCUGUGCAAGUUUUCCGCAAACAAAAACUACAUCCACUGCUGCAUCAAACGAAUGGACGUGUGAAAUAUGCGAUGCAGUAAAUACGUCAGAUGUGUCGAAAUGUCGGAACUGCGGUGUGCAAACCGUGAAUAGUUCCAAUCACAAUAUUAUUUCUGAUAUAAACUCAUCUUUACCUUCCAAAUCAACACAAAUCAAAUGCACUGCAUGUACGUUUUUAAACCACCCCGACUUGACCAGCUGUGAAAUAUGUAAUGCUCCACUCUCAUCCGCCUCUCAACUUCCAGAAAGCAAUCCAUCAGAUUUUGGAUCAUCGCCAAUUGAAGAUGCCACACAAUCAAAACUAAACCUUAAAUCAACCGGUCCUGGCUCAAUACUAAAGCUAUCUUUUCGUGGGGGUGGAAUGACUGAUACAUUAAAGCAUAUUAAACAGGUUGUUGCAGUUAAAGCAUGGGAGAAAGUAGAGACUCCUACAACUCCUAAUCCCUCUAUAUCGAUCCAGCCGAACCAAGCAAGCAUUGGUGGUGUCUCUGGAAUCAUACGGAAUGUGGAACAAACCAGGAAACAGAUGAACGAUACGGUUGGAGAUGCAUUUAGCGAUCUUGAAAACCUCAUGGAAAACGCAGCACAGAUGGUGAAACUUGCCGAGUCGAUCAGCAACAAGCUUGCUAGUUUAUCUAUUGCAAGUGAUUCUUCUGAGAUGCUUACGUUUCGAAACUAUCUCAACGAAAUCGGUAUUUCCAAUCCUGUUACCAAAGAAUCUGCUGGCGAUAUGUUUAUUCAAGAACUUUCGCGACAAUUGACCGAGUUCCUUGACCAAAUGCGGUUGGCAGGCCAUUCAGAAAUGAUUCCCCUUACUGAUUUGUACUGCUUGUUCAAUCGCGCCAGAGGUGUUGCAUUGAUAUCGCCGGAUGAUCUAUACAAAUCAGUAGUGGAGUUUGAGCGUCUUAAACUUCCAUUUAGACUUCGUAAAUUUGACAGUGGGCUCCUGGUUGUCCAUUAUAGUGAUGAAGAAGUUGCAUCUAAAAUUUUGAAACUAGUUGCAGAACGUCAAACUGGGCUAACUGCAGUAGAGUUGGCCAAGCUGACAUCCAUUUCAAUUGUUUUGGCAGCAGAGCAGCUUUUGAUGACAGAGCAAGUGGGACUUACUUGUCGCGACGAUACACUUGAGGGAUUGUUUUUUUAUCCCAACUUGUUUACAUAACUUGCUGAUACAGACUACGUUUUUACAAUAUCCAUUAUAUGAUUGGUUUGAUAUAUAUCAUGAUGGUCUGACUUGACUAGCAGCUACCAUUUGGCUACUGAAAAAUUGGAAUGUUUGCUUGGACUAUUCUGAGAUAAUAUUUUGAUUAUGUUGCAAUACUCGAUUUAAAAAUGUGAAAUGAAUUCCAUCGAGUCAC